Pelecanus crispus (Dalmatian pelican) is the source of this 1463-nucleotide messenger RNA. The record is from RefSeq and is a predicted model, not a curated record. Lineage: Eukaryota; Metazoa; Chordata; Aves; Pelecaniformes; Pelecanidae.
GAACCAGUGAUCCGUACGUCAAGUUCAAACUUGGAGGAAAAGAAGUAUUUAGAAGUAAAACAAUACACAAGAACCUCAAUCCUGUGUGGGAAGAAAAAGCUUGCAUUCUUAUAGAAAACACAAGAGAGCCAUUGUAUAUAAAGGUCUUUGACUAUGACUUUGGACUUCAAGAUGACUUUAUUGGUUCGGCAUUUUUGGAUCUCACCUCAUUGGAAUUAAACAGGCAAACAGAUGUUACCUUGAAUCUGAAGGAUCCUCAUUACCCUGACCAUGAUCUGGGAAGUAUAUUGUUAUCAGUUCUGUUGGCUCCUAGAGAAGAACAACGAGAAGUGACAAUGCUAAUGAGGAAGAGUUGGAAAAGAUCAAGUAAGUUUCAGACCCAGAGCUUACGUCUCUCAGACCUGCACAGAAAAUCUCAGCUAUGGAGAGGAAUAGUUAGUGUUACCUUAAUAGAAGGUCGUGAACUUAAGGCAAUGGAUUCAAAUGGAUUAAGUGAUCCUUACGUGAAGUUCCGGUUGGGGCAUCAGAAGUACAAGAGCAAGAUUGUGCCAAAAACUUUGAAUCCUCAGUGGAGGGAGCAGUUUGACUUUCAUCUCUAUGAAGAACGAGGUGGAAUUAUUGAUAUUACCGUGUGGGACAAAGAUGCUGGCAAAAAAGAUGAUUUUAUUGGCAGGUGCCAGGUUGACCUGUCAACCCUGAGUAAGGAACAAACCCACAAGUUGGAGAUGCCGCUGGAGGAGGGAGAGGGAUGCCUGGUGCUGCUGGUCACUCUCACAGCUUCAGCUGCUGUCACUAUCUCUGACCUCUCCGUCAACUCCUUGGAGGACCAGAAGGAGCGAGAGGAGAUACUGAAGAGAUAUAGUCCAAUGACGAUGUUCCAUAACAUAAAGGAUGUGGGAUUUCUUCAGGUGAAGGUCAUCAGGGCAGAAGCAUUGAUGGCAGCUGAUGUCACAGGUAAAAGUGACCCAUUUUGUGUAGUUGAAUUGAACAAUGACAGACUGCUGACACAUACCGUCUACAAGAACCUCAAUCCAGAAUGGAACAAAAUCUUCACAUUCAAUAUUAAAGACAUCCACUCAGUCCUUGAAGUGACAGUUUAUGAUGAAGACCGUGAUCGGAGUGCUGACUUUCUAGGCAAAGUUGCUAUACCGUUGCUGUCUAUUCAAAAUGGUGAACAGAAAGCCUACGUCUUGAAAAACAAGCAGCUGACAGGGCCAACAAAGGGGGUCAUCUAUCUUGAAAUAGAUGUGAUUUUUAAUGCUGUGAAAGCCAGCAUACGAACCUUAAUGCCCAAAGAACAGAAGUACAUUGAAGAGGAAAACAGACUGUCUAAACAGCUACUGUUAAGAAACUUUAUCCGGAUGAAGCGUUGUGUCAUGGUGCUCAUAAAUGCCGCCUACUACAUUAGCAGUUGCUUUGACUGGGAUUCUCCCCCAAGAAGUCUCGCUGCUUUUUUGGUAUGA